This is a messenger RNA of Schizosaccharomyces japonicus yFS275, 1373 nucleotides long. Its product is annotated as ribosome biogenesis protein N. Gene Ontology annotation, cellular component: nucleolus; preribosome. The record is from RefSeq and is a predicted model, not a curated record. The transcript has 3 exons. The coding region runs from base 98 to 1285 and encodes 395 amino acids. Lineage: Eukaryota; Fungi; Ascomycota; Schizosaccharomycetes; Schizosaccharomycetales; Schizosaccharomycetaceae. Gene Ontology annotation, biological process: ribosomal large subunit biogenesis.
UGCGUUACUCACCACCAAAAACUCACCGCCAAGAAGAUCAAUAUGACCACGCCUAUUUCCUCCCGUAACAAGCUCUCUCUACGUUGACAUUUGCAAAAUGAAGGUUUUGUGCGGCGAUGAGCUUGGUCAAAUCAAACUUGUCAACAUAGCGAAGGGGGUGGACACGUCGAACCCAGACUCUGAAAAACCAGAGAUUGUUCGAGUUCCUAGCACUGACCGGAAACAGAGAGUCUUGUUUAUGUCAAAAUUAGAUGAGGACCUCGUAAUCGUGCUGAGAGCCGAUGGAAUUUUGGAAAAACGCAACGUCAACGACGUGACUGAGUUUAUUGAUUCAUGGAAGGUCCCAGAUGACAUUUGGGAAGAUGGAAAUGUCGUUUCUUUCACGUUCAGUCAUCACUGGAUAUUUAUUGCAUUUGCUGGCGGCAAGUUGUGCUUCAGAAACCUAGUCACUGAAGAAAUCCGUUCCUUGAGUGUAAAGGGCCCAAUCUCUGCCGCUGCGGUACACCCUCGCAUCCCUGGCGUGGUUGCUGUUGGCGGCAAUGAAAACGACAUUGCUAUUUACUCGUGUAAUGAGGAAUUGGACGAUAAUUAUAGUACAUCUUCUUUAUGGGACUCCGCUACUUGGAAAUGUAUCUUUAAGGGCAAAAAUGUAAAAAACGACCGGUUAGAUUUGCGUGUUCGGAUUUGGAUUACUGGAAUUGCGUUUACCGAGUCUAUUACACAAGAAAAAGACGGUAUGGUCACCGUAAAGGAUAAAAAAAACCCUCUUUUACAGUUUGCUACCGUCACUCAUUAUGGCCAUCUUCGUUUCUAUAAUACGACCAAGUCGAGACGGCCCAAUGUCAGUAUGGACAUUUCCCAGUCUCCUUUAACUUUACUUCGAAGUAUCCCGAAUACUCAAUGCCUUGCGGCCUCGGAUAAAAAGGGAAGGGUGUUUUUAUUUGAUUAUGCCAAAUCGCGAAUUGUUGGCAAUUUUUUGGGUGUCAAAGGCAGUGCUACUUGUAUCGAUUGUUCUCACGGAUUAGUCGGCAUAGUUGGAUUGGAUCGAAACGUUAGAAUCUAUACGAAUGAGCGAAAACCACUGGCUAAUGCAUACAUCAAAAUUCUGCCUACUUCUAUUCUUAUUUUGGACGAACGUGACACAGCUGAAAUCAAGCAAGAGGAAGAACAGGUGAAGGACGAACAAGAGGAAGAAGAAUUUUGGGAAGGCAUCCAACAACUUCACAAUGAAGAAGAAGAGAAGCCGCGCGUCAAAAAGCAAAAGGUAUCCUCUCGUUCUUCGUAAAAACUUCUCACGUUGUUUAGGGAUUGUAGGGUGUUUUAGAAAAAAUAAACGUAUAUUUCAUAAUAGUAACAAGUUUGGAUACGGGAAA